AUGCGCCUCUCCACCCUCCUCCUCGCCUUCUUUCGACUCCUGCUCCCGAUAGCAACGCUCUCCACAGUUCACCUCUACCUGUAUCCAGCCUUCAAGCAGUGCGAUUUCCCCAGCGCCCAAAAUGGCAAGCAAGCGCCAUUCCGGCUUCUCACUCUGGCCGAUCCACAACUAGAGGGCGACACCUCCCUACCAAAUCCCAAUGCACCUCUUCUUCCAAGCUUGCAUGCUCUGUGGAACGUCCUCGAUGGCCGAGACCAGGAUGGACUUUUGACAUCAUUGAGAAAUCAUGGAAAGAGCUUGCUGAGCCGCGAUGUUCCACAAUUGAUCAAGUCUUAUCGCAAACAGCUGGAUCUGUGGGGAAAUGACAGAUAUCUGGCGCAUAUCUACCGGCUCAUGCAUUGGUGGUCAAACCCGACACACGUUGUGGUGUUGGGAGACCUAUUGGGCAGCCAGUGGAUCGGCGACGACGAGUUUGCAAGACGAACAGAUCGGUUCUGGGGGACCGUCUUUUCGAAGGGAAUCAAACUUGGCAAAGAGGUUACCAACGAAGUUUCAGUGCAAGUCCUGGGUGCGGAUCAAACAUGGAAGCAUCGCAUCAUCGCCGUGGCGGGGAACCACGACAUUGGAUACGCAGGCGACAUCACUAAAGAUCGUCUCGCUCGCUUCRAAGAAGCAUACGGCAGUCUCAACUGGGAGGUGCGUUUUGCACUCAAUUCUUCUCACGAUUCACCCCAGCUGCGUCUUGUUAUACUCAACUCGAUGAACCUUGACGCUCCUGCCUAUGACAAUGAUCUCCGCGCUGAUAGUAUCAACUUCCUCCACCAGCACCUGACGGAGGAUGCUACAUCUCCUCAGACAGCAACAAUACUGCUCACUCACAUUCCCCUUUAUAAGGACUCCGGUAUCUGCGUUGACGGCCCGUUCGUGGACUACUUUGCAGAAGACAACGGUGGUGGCAUCAAGGAACAGAACCACCUCACCUAUAGUACCAGCGAAACUAUCCUUGAUGCUCUCGUUGGCGGUGAACGUCGGGAUCCCAAAGMUUUGGUGUUGAAUGGUCACGAUCACGAAGGUUGUCAAGUCUAUCAUGCUUUGCUUUCCGAUGAUGAGAAACGCGCGCAGGAGAGUGAGGAUGUAGAAGRGCGUUCGUGGCAAGCAUACGCCUACCACUCGCCUCAAGGCGCGCUCAAGAGACACCCCCGCUUUGUCGGAGUGAGAGAAGUCACUGUUCGUAGCAUGAUGGGUGAUUUCGACGGCAACGCUGGGCUUGUCAGUGCUUGGUGGGAUGAUGUCGAGAAGAGGUGGAGUUUCGAGUAUGCGAGCUGCGAAGCGGGCGUGCAGCAUAUUUGGUGGGCGGUGCAUGUCGUAGAUCUUGUUACUGUCGCAGUUGGAUUUGCGGCUCUGUUUGCGCGACUUCUGGAGAGGCCAGAAAGCGGAGGCAGGGUGGACACGAACAAGAAGACGAUCUAG
Ramularia collo-cygni is the source of this 1470-nucleotide messenger RNA. RefSeq names its product related to cell division control protein/predicted DNA repair exonuclease. The transcript has a single exon. NCBI's taxonomy places the organism in Eukaryota, Fungi, Ascomycota, Dothideomycetes, Mycosphaerellales, Mycosphaerellaceae. Bases 1 to 1470 code for a protein of 489 amino acids. Gene Ontology annotation, biological process: GPI anchor biosynthetic process. The record is from RefSeq and is a predicted model, not a curated record. Gene Ontology annotation, cellular component: endoplasmic reticulum.